Messenger RNA from Bradysia coprophila, 2825 nucleotides. It is a transcript of the gene Noc2, whose product is annotated as Nucleolar complex protein 2. Gene Ontology annotation, molecular function: histone binding; transcription corepressor activity. Lineage: Eukaryota; Metazoa; Arthropoda; Insecta; Diptera; Sciaridae. The record is from RefSeq and is a predicted model, not a curated record. Gene Ontology annotation, biological process: negative regulation of transcription by RNA polymerase II; ribosomal large subunit biogenesis. Gene Ontology annotation, cellular component: Noc2p-Noc3p complex; nucleolus; nucleoplasm.
UUUCGACAUGACCGAAUGGUUCACAAUGAUUCGGGUAAAGUGACAUUAUUGACUGCCUAUUGUGAUUUGUGCAUUUUUGCAAGUGACAUCGAUGACAUCGAAGCACAUGUUGUUUUGGGAAGAAGCUGUCAUUGCAAUCAAAUCAGCGAACAUUUCAGUUUUAUAGUUUUUGGGCUGUGUACACCGCUAGUUAGCAAGUUCUAUAAGUUUACCAGAUCAACAAUGAAAUUGAAAACAUCAAAAAAGUCGCGAAAGGCUGUCUCCGUGUCGGACGAUUUUGCGGUGGAAACUGUCGAAGCUGAGAGUAAAUCGCCAAAUGGAAAAAAAUUGUCGAAAAAGCUGAAAGCAGUCGGACUGAAUGGCUCGACAAAGAUCGAUAAAUUGUCCAAGAAAGCUGCGAAUGGCCUAGCGAGUAGCAGCAAAAAAUUGUCAAAAGAAUCGAAAUACGUGAAUGGUGGAAAAAAGAAGUUGUCAAAGAAGUCAAAAGCAUCUGAGCUAACUGUAGAGGACAGUGACGAAGAGCACGACAUCGAAGACGAAGAGGAUGUGUCUGAUAAGUCCAAGAAAAAGAAAAAAUUGAGAAAAACCGAUGAUGUUCCGGGUGUCGGAGACAAAAAGGCAUCAAAAGUAUCGAAAGCUGUGAAUGGCAAGUCAAAGAAAUCCAAAUCAUCCGAAUUGGUGCCGGAGGUAUCCGACCAGGACUUCGAAGAAACAGAAGAAAUAUCAGAGAAGUCCAAGAAGAAGAAAAAAUCGAAAGGCACCGACGGUGCUAAAGUUGUCAAGGACCAUAAGGCAUCGUUGAGCAAUCUGAAAACAACUGAUCCGGAAUUUUACAAGUUUCUCAAAGAAAAUGACCGAAAAUUGUUGAACUUUGAGGCAGACAAUGAUGGUGAAGGCGAUAGCGAAAGUGAGAACGAGGUGGAGGAGCCGAUGAGCGACGAGGACGAUGAUAAUGAUGAAUCCGUUCACAAGCCGAACGAAACUUUAGAAGCAGCCAGUGAUGAAAGUGACUAUGAAGAACGGAAUGACGAGGAUGAGGAAGAGUCGACAGCUGCUGGCCGAUCGAUUACGCUGAAGAUGCUGAAGCAAUGGCAGAUGGAUUUGAAUGACGAGAAAGUGAAAGCCGAUACCAUCAAAAAUGUGAUUCUGGCAGUCAAUUCGGCUUUGAUGAGUGUAGCUGGUGAGGACAUGAAUGCGGCCGCGUAUAAAGUGGAAGGUACCGCAGUUUUCAACGGGAUCCUCCAACUAUGCGUGCUGCAUUUGCAUCCGGCUGUGUUGCGAUUCCUGGGAUUAACCAGUCGAACGUCGAUAAAACCACACAAAUGCAAGAAAUGGAAGAAAGUCCGAACGUCGAUGCGCGGUUACUUCAUCGACUUAACCAAACUCCUCGAACACAUUUCGUCGGCGAAUAUUCUGAUUGUCCUUCUGAAGCAUUUGCAUCAAAUAUCGCCAAUGAUUGCAUCGUUUUCGAACAUGACCAAACCCAUUCUGAAGCGUCUCGUCACACUAUGGAGUACAUCCGAUGAAACGGUACGCGUUCUGGCUUUUCUAUGCAUUCUGAAGAUAACCCGUGGGCUGCCAACAACGUUUUUGAAUGUCAUUCUCAAGGCGAUGUAUCUGUCGUACGUCAGAAACUCGAAAUUCGUCAGUCCGGGAACAUUGCCCGGAAUCAAUUUCAUGCGACGAUCCUUGACCGAAAUGUUCGCCCUGGAUCUAAAUGUGUCCUAUCAACAUGUUUUCCUGUACAUCCGUCAGCUGGCUAUUCAUUUGCGUAAUGCGCUUACGUUGAAGAAGAAGGACAGCUUCCAGUCGGUGUACAACUGGCAAUUCAUCAACUCGAUGCGCUUGUGGGCAGAAUUGCUAUCCGCAACCAACAACAAAACGCAACUUCAGCCGCUCAUCUAUCCGUUGGUGAGCAUUAUCACUGGCGUCAUAAAACUGAUUCCAACCGCUCAGUUUUUCCCGUUACGUUUCCACUGCAUACAAAUAUUGAUUCAGCUCAGCAAAGAGACCAGAUGCUUCAUUCCGACCCUCCCGUUCAUUUUGGAAGUUUUAAAUUCAAACACAUUCAACAAGAAACACUCGAAAGUGUCAAUGAAGCCGCUGUCAUUCACCUGCAUUCUACGCUUGAACAAGCCACAAAUGAUGGAGAACGGAUUCCGCGACGAGGUCGUUCAAAACAUAUUCGACCUGACACUGGAAUAUAUGGCCAAUGAAUCUUAUUCGCUCAGCUAUCCGGAACUGGCUGUUCCGUGCAUCAUCAAUCUGAAGCAAUACAUCAAGAAGCGCUGCAAGAACAGCAACUACACGCGUAAGCUCAAGCAACUAGUUGAGAAAUUGGAAGAGAACUCAAAGUUCGUCGAAACGGAACGCGAAAAAAUCAACUUUACGUUGAAGGACACACAAUUGAUUACGGCUUGGGAGACCACAUUGAAGAACAAGGGUACGCCACUGCUGACGUACUAUAACAAUUGGGUCAAGACCAACUUUACCAAGAAGAAACGUCAGGCAAUACAAUCGGAAGACAUCAACGAUUACGAUAUGCCAUCGAUUAAGCGAAAAUCGCCCGGAACACAGAAACCGGCACAAGACGGUCCAGUUGAACUGUUUCCGUCGGAUGACGAAAACGAUGAUUUGGAAGUGGAGAAACAACCGCCAGCAAAGAAAGCGAAAAAGGAUAAGAAAGCAAUCGAACGGGUCGCUACUGAAAUGGAAGAGGAUGAUGACGAUGAUUUCAAUGACGAUGGUGUCGAUAUUGUAAAAGAUUUAGACUUAGACGAUUGGUAAGGAAGUUUCAUUAAAUACAACAAAUUUGAUAAAAAUGA